Molecule: messenger RNA, 306 nt
Organism: Puccinia triticina
Lineage: Eukaryota; Fungi; Basidiomycota; Pucciniomycetes; Pucciniales; Pucciniaceae
Exons: 2
Coding region: 1-306 (101 amino acids)
Source: RefSeq, a predicted model, not a curated record
AUGUCGGAUUCUACUCGAUCUGACGCGUCCAAUAUCUACCGCAUGAUUAUGGUUCACGAGAUUGCCUCAAAAACUCCAGCCUACCAACGUUAUCUUCGCGAUGAGUCAAAGAAAGACCUCUACAUCAACACUGAGGCCAAAAUGGUUUCCUUGAAAGUAAUGGCUGCGAACCAAUUUUCUCCGCAAACUUCAGUCGACCACCCCAGGCUUGUGAUCUUGCGGAUGCAAGCGGAUCCUGCCCUUCGAAAUUUCGGUACUCCUUCUCUUCCAAAAUCGGACGCCAAAGGCCAAGUUGGACCUAGAUGA